Molecule: messenger RNA, 1399 nt
Organism: Prunus avium (sweet cherry)
Lineage: Eukaryota; Viridiplantae; Streptophyta; Magnoliopsida; Rosales; Rosaceae
Source: RefSeq, a predicted model, not a curated record
CAAAAUCCUCACCCUACGCGGACCCCCAUUGCUUUAACAAGUGGUUCUUCAUUCAAUUGGAAACCCUCUCCUAAGUAAGCCCUUGGUCAGAUCUAUCUAAGAAUGGCCGUCUCCGCAGAUGCAGCUGUUGUGGAACUUCUUGAUAACAGUAACUAUGUGGAUUGGAGUGUAUUGGUUAAAACUUACUUGUUGGCUCAAGACCUUUGGGAUGUAGUGGAAGGAGACGAACAAGAAGAAGAAGAAGAAGCUGAUGAUAAGUUCAAAGCUUGGAGGGAGAAGAAUGCCACGGCUUUACAUAAAAUCCAAAUUUCAUGCGGGCGGGAAGCUUCUUCCCUCAUUAGAAACACCAGUUCAGCCAAACGCGCUUGGGAUACUUUGGCAGAAAAGUUCAAGCCAAAAUCAGAUGCAGCUGUUGUGGAACUUCUUGAUAGCAGUAACUAUGUGGAUUGGAGUGUAUUGGUUAAAACUUACUUGUUGGCUCAAGACCUUUGGGAUGUAGUGGAAAAAGAAGAAGAAUAUGACGAAGACGACGACGAAGAGGAAGCUGAUGAUAAGUUCAAAGCUUGGAGGGAGAAGAAUGCCACGGCUUUACAUAAAAUCCAAAUUUCGUGCGGGCGGGAAGCUUCUUCCCGCAUUAGAAACACCAGUUCAGCCAAACACGCUUGGGAUACUUUGGCAGGAUAUUACAACUACAAUCAGAAUAAGCCGUUGUUCGAUGCUGUGUUGAGUGGAGAUUGGAAUACAGCAAAGGAGUUUCUUACCCUACAUCCCGAUGCAAUAAGAGCAAGACUUCCAUCUACAAACGACACAGCUCUUCACAAGGCAAUAGAAUUAGAGCACGAGCAUAUUGUGGAAGGGUUGGUGCAGUUGAUGUCAGAGGAAGACUUGAAAUUAAAAGAAAAUGACGGUUGGACAGCUCUUGCUCUUGCUGCACAGAGAGGAUAUAUAGAAAUGGUUAAAUGCAUGGUUAGAAAGAGCAUGAAAAUACUUAGUAUUCCCAAUGAGAAGGACAAUAUGACUCCAAUUCUCCACGCUUCUCUCAAUGAACAUUGGGAUGUCGUUGAUUCUCUUUACUCCGUCACUCCCCUCCAAGAUCUAAUGCCAAAGAAAGGACCAUACGGCGCUACACUUCUUUACAACUUUAUUAUUGGCAUGAAAUUUGGUAUUGCUCGGGAAUUAAUUCAGUGUUGCCCACAAUUGGUCUUUACCAAGGGCCUCUUUGAGACAUUCCCGAUGGAAGGAUUUCUACCUUCUGCAUUUCCGAGUGGAACACGCCUCAAAUUCUGGCAACGAUGGAUCUAUAAUUGUAUACACAUAGAGCGUGCCAUCAGUGAUAUUCAUGUGAGUGUUCAAAAUGAAGGAAAUGAAGAACGUAAUCGAAUGAAGAUCACUUGGUCAG